Messenger RNA from Manihot esculenta (cassava), 2427 nucleotides. RefSeq lists its product as uncharacterized. Bases 268 to 1707 code for a protein of 479 amino acids. The record is from RefSeq and is a predicted model, not a curated record. The transcript is spliced from 3 exons. Lineage: Eukaryota; Viridiplantae; Streptophyta; Magnoliopsida; Malpighiales; Euphorbiaceae.
UCCCAAAAAAAAAUCUCCCCCUAAUAUAUCACCACCUUCUCUCUGUUGGUCCCAUGAGACACAGACACAGUCGCACUCUCCGCCUUUCUCAGAGAAAAACCCGCUUUCUUCCUCUUCAACUAACUCGCUCACUCGCUCCCUGACUCACUCACUCGAAGUUCGUUCUUUAUGAAGAACUCUCACUCGUUUCAGUAACCGUAACCAAAACCUGAACCUCUCUUCUUCUUCUUCUUCAACAUUGCACUCUCUUCUUCUUCGCUUGCACAAAUGGAAAAGAAGCAGGGUUUCUUCGCAGCUCUUAAAGAAGAAGUGGUUCGUGGCCUCUCCCCCUCCCGCUCUCGCUCCCGCUCCAACAGCCCCGCCCGAACCACUUCGCCGUUUUCGGCUUUGCUCCGGAGAAGGAAGAGCAGCAGCAACAACGGCUAUUGCAAUCCUUACGCCGCGCAGCCGGACACUUUGGUCGCGAGAUCAGGGAGCUUCAGGCCUGUUCUUGGAGAGACUUUAACGCCGUUGAUUGAAGGUCCGGAUCCUGAUGGAGGGGAAGUGGAGUCUAAGCGGGUCGGUUCGGGUAUUGGACAGUGGAUGAAAGGGCAGUUAUCGAGGACUCCGUCGGUUACAAAUGUGGCGUACCGGAGGUCUGAUCUGAGGUUGCUUCUUGGUGUUAUGGGUGCACCCCUGGCUCCAGUGCACGUUAGCACCUUGGACCCUUUGCCUCACCUUAGCAUCAAAGACACACCUAUUGAAACUUCCUCUGCUCAAUACAUAUUGCAGCAGUACACAGCAGCCUCUGGUGGGCAGAAGUUGCAGAACUCUAUUAGAAAUGCAUAUGCAAUGGGAAAGGUUAAAAUGAUAGCUUCAGAAUUUGAAACGCCCACCAGGGUGGUGAAGAACAGGAAUGGCUCUAGGGGUGUUGAGUCAGGUGGGUUUGUGCUCUGGCAGAUGAAUCCUGACAUGUGGUAUGUUGAGCUUGCAGUUGGCGGCAGUAAGGUUCAUGCUGGCUGCAAUGGCAAACUAGUUUGGAGGCACACUCCAUGGCUUGGUGCCCAUACUGCAAAAGGUCCUGUUAGACCGUUGCGUCGUGCACUUCAGGGUCUUGAUCCAAGAACCACAGCUAGUAUGUUUGCUGAUGCAAGGUGCAUAGGAGAAAAGAAGAUCAAUGGUGAGGAUUGCUUUAUAUUAAAGCUAUGUGCUGAUCCUCAAAUGCUCAAGGCCAGGAGUGAGAGCCCUGCAGAGAUCAUAAGGCAUGUCCUGUUUGGCUAUUUCAGCCAAAAGACUGGUCUGCUUGUUCACAUGGAAGAUUCACAUCUGACACGGAUCCAGUCUAAUGGUGGUGAUGCAGUUUACUGGGAGACCACAAUUAAUUCAUUCCUUGAUGAUUACAGACCUGUGGAAGGGAUUAUGAUUGCCCAUUCUGGUCGCUCUGUGGUGACCCUUUACAGGUUUGGUGAGGUUGCAAUGAGCCAUACUAAGACAAAGAUGGAGGAAGCUUGGACUAUUGAAGAGGUUGCAUUCAAUGUUCCAGGACUUUCAGUGGAUUGUUUUAUCCCUCCUGCAGACUUAAGAUCAGGGUCAUUCAGUGAAGCUUGUGAGCUACCUCAGGAUGAAAGAGGAAAGAGUGUAAUGGCAUUAGCAGCACAUCGGGCAAAAGUUGCAGCACUAGAGAAACAACAUGAUACUGACAGUAUGAUAUGGAAGAUGGAGGUCUGAGUAAGGGUAGGAUUGAAUUAGGGAAGUUGUUCAUACCGCUAGCCAGUUUAAUUAGCUAACCCAUUAGAAGUUGCAAGUAGGAGAUGAAGUCAAUUUUUUUGACUUCGGCAUGUUCCUCUGUUAAUCUGUAAAUAGAGCAUAAUCAUUCACAGGUCAACUAGCCCUGAAUGAGUCUUUAUACUCUUAAUACAGAAUCCAACUAGGGAGUUGGAGCUCAGUUUUCCAGAUAGGGAUAGAGCAAAUGGAGGUCAAUUUUUAGUUUACCUUCCAUGCCCAGGAGGAAGGUGGUGAAGUUCUAACAAAGCAGAACCAUUAACCUUUUUAUAGUUCUAAUGCUUUUGCCUGAAUGCAUACUGCAGUGGCAGCAAGAAGGGAAACUGCUGCUUGCCAACAUGAGUUUAAUGCUGAUUUCUAGUUUGUUCAUUAUCAAUUUACUGUUUUGUGGAUUUGUUACUCAGUUUUUUUUUGGUGGUUGUUUAAUUGAUGUAAACGUUGUUUCUGGGUUGUGAAGGAAAUGGAAUUUUCUGAUGAAAGAGGGGAGAACAGAUGAGAUGAAUUAGAUUGUUAACUGCAAUUACAAAAUUAUGCAUCUGAGCUAUAUGUAUUUGGUUAUUUAGUAGCAUUUGAUCAGUGCUUCUGAAAAAGAAUGUAACGAAACUUUGUUGAUCAACUAUUGAAUACUUGUGAUGAAUAUAGAUAUCAGAAAUCUCUCUCUCUCUC